Molecule: messenger RNA, 432 nt
Organism: Saprolegnia diclina VS20
Lineage: Eukaryota; Oomycota; Saprolegniomycetes; Saprolegniales; Saprolegniaceae
Exons: 5
Coding region: 1-432 (143 amino acids)
Source: RefSeq, a predicted model, not a curated record
AUGGCGCCGUUCACAUCAAUUACGCGCGCCGGCUCAUACGCCAAGAUCUCGGCCGGCGUGACAUGUGUGCGUGAGGGCACGUACGCUGGCAUGUUCUUGGAAUCUGCGAAAGCGCGGCGCGGCCCGCUCGGGUACAUGAUACGCAGCUACGACAAGCUUUUGCGCGAGGCCGAGUCCCUGCUCUUGCCCGUCAUCCUCACACCGCUGUUUGUCUACUGGAAGGUCGACGAUUCGAUCGACUGGGACUGGGCCACCGUGAUGGUGUUUGUCUCCUGCAAUGGCACUCUGACGUGGCUCUGCGGAUUUGUGUUGCAUCUCUUUGUCGUGCUGCGCCUCGACGACCUUGUGGACUGGUCCUGGAUCUGCAUUAUUAUUCCGAUCUACGUCUCCUUGCUCGACUGGGGUGUUUCUCCGGUGCAUCGCGUGCUAUAG